Molecule: messenger RNA, 1676 nt
Organism: Sphaeramia orbicularis (orbiculate cardinalfish)
Lineage: Eukaryota; Metazoa; Chordata; Actinopteri; Kurtiformes; Apogonidae
Gene: dlk2
Product: delta-like 2 homolog (Drosophila)
Exons: 6
Coding region: 223-1419 (398 amino acids)
Biological process (GO): heterophilic cell-cell adhesion; establishment or maintenance of epithelial cell apical/basal polarity
Cellular component (GO): plasma membrane; protein-containing complex
Molecular function (GO): calcium ion binding
Source: RefSeq, a predicted model, not a curated record
CUGUUUUUGCGGAGGUUGUGUUCAUCUCUAAUCUCCUGAAAAUGAUCCUGGUUCCUCUGCGCCUGUCAGUCGACUGUGUGGGCACAGAGACCUGAAGGUCCGUCGCUACAGCAACAGGCUGAACAGACGAAGCUCUGAGCAGGAAGAGACGCCACACGGACCAGAGCACGUCGAGAUCGGACGGAUCUGAAGACACGAAAAGAGCCAGGUCCACAGGUCGUCAUGUUGUCUCUCGGAUCCGCCGCCAUCCUCCUGCUGCUGUGGAGCUGCUGCGUCGUCUUGGUCCCACCCUGCACAGGUCAAGGUAGUGAGUGCAGCUGUAACAUCACCAACAGCCGCUGUGAUGAGUCUGGAGUCUGCAGGUGUGAUCCUGGCUGGGACGGCGACCACUGCGACCGCUGCGUUCCAAUGCCCGGGUGUCGUCAUGGUUCCUGUCAGCAGCCGUGGCAGUGCAGCUGUGACCCGGGCUGGGGAGGACGCUUCUGCGACAAAGAUCUCCAGGUGUGCUCGGAGCAGCCUCCAUGUCUGAAUGGAGCGUCCUGUGUGAUCGAGGACAAUGGUGAAUACUCGUGUCUAUGUCCUGACGGUUUCCACGGCCGACACUGUCACCUAAAGGCGGGGCCAUGUCUCCAGAGGAGGUCUCCGUGUAAAAACGGCGGUCUGUGCGAGGAUGCCGACGGCUUUGCAGCGGCGUUGACGUGUCGCUGUCUCGCUGGCUUCACGGGGUCACGCUGUGAAACUGACGUGGACGACUGCCUGAUGAAACCGUGUGCGAAUGGCGCCACCUGUCUGGACGGUGUCAAUCGCUUCUCCUGCAUCUGCCCCGUCGGAUUCACUGGACGCUUCUGUACCAUCAACCUGGACGACUGCGCCAGCCGACCGUGUCUGAACGGCGGCCGCUGCCUCGACCGCGCCGGAGGGUUCACCUGCGUCUGCCGACCUUGGUUCACCGGCGUCACCUGCCAGACACCGCUGAGGAGCGACGAUGAGAACACAUGGACGACGCUGGGUUGGGAGGGAGGAGGGGCCAGACGUCAUGUGACCACAGGGAAAUGGAGGAGCGGUAACAGCAGUCGUCAUGGCGACAGGCUGUUGAAGGUGACAGUAAGUGAGCGCAGCACCGGCGGUCUGUCACAGGUGCAGCUCAUCACCUUGUUGGUUUUGACGGCGGUGACACUCAGCCUUGUAGCGCUGACCGCCGGCCUCGUGCUGCAGGGUCACUGCAGAGACUGUGGCUCCGCCCCCUGUUGGCCACCGCCUUCGUCGUCUUCAUCACAGCAGCAAGGGCAGAAGAGCAGGUGGCGAGUGCGGCAGGACGGAGAACAGGAAUGUCACAUUAGCUUCCUGAACGCCACCGAAACAGAGAAGAAGAAACUGAACACAGAAGUUCAGGGAUCAAAAGGGUUAAUAUGCAAAUGACCAGCGAGAAAACAGCCAAUCAGAACGGACCUCUGUACAGAUAUUUGACGUGCAGUUACUCAGGAACUUUAAUGUUAAGCCUCUGGAAAUGUAUAGUGAAAUAAGAAAACGGAUACAAAACCUGGUCAAUAAUUGAAGGUCAUUGAUCAUCAGCUCGUCAGUAGAUAUUGAACUAAACGACCUUACAUAAAACGGUUAGAAAGUUUAACAUUUAACAGCUGGAACCCUCAUGACUGGUUUUACUGGAAUUAGUGUGU